UUCUUUAUUGAUCCUGUUAGCAGUGACUCUUCACAUUCCAGCUUUCUGCGAGCCCACGCUGUUGACUGUCUGCAGCGGAGCGCUUUGACAGGAAAUCCAACCAAAGAUAAGUUCAUUUUUUUAGUCGGUAUCUGAUUUCCUCCCACUGACGAUCAAGCCACCAGAACGACACCAGUUUCAAAGCUUCAGCUGUGUGCGGACUCAAACUGAAACAACACCAUUUCUCUGUGGCACCGGGCUAAGACACACUUGUUCUGACUGCAGCAUUAAGCAGAAGCAGCAGCGUUUUGGAGCUGAAAGUAAAGCCUGAUGGAAGAAUUGUUUGUGGAACUUCACAGCGGUGGAACACAGCUCCACCUCGAACAGGAAUAAAGUUUUCUCAUCUGCUGCCUUGGAAUUGAGAACUGACUCCAAUGGAAUUGGUCACCAGCAGCCCUAACCAGUCAGUGGAAUUCAUAGCGCAACUGAACUACACCUGCCACUUUGAUGAGGAGUUUAAAUACAUCCUGCUGCCCGUCUCCUACAGCCUGGUGUUCGUGUUCGGCUUGGUGCUCAAUGCAACGGCUUUGUGGAUAUUUGUCAUGAAGAUGCGCCCGUGGAACAUGAGUACGGUGUUCAUGUUCCACCUGGCCUUGUCUGAUUUCCUCUAUGUCCUCUCCCUGCCCACCCUCAUCUACUACUAUGCAAACCGCAGUCAUUGGCCUUUUGGUGUGGCUGCUUGCAAAAUAGCACGCUUCCUGUUCUAUGCCAACCUCUACUGCAGCAUCCUCUUCCUCACUUGCAUUAGCGUGCAACGCUACUUUGGUAUCUGCCACCCAAUUAAGGCACUGACUCUGGUUAAAACCCGUUAUGCGCACUACGUGUGCUACAUGGUGUGGGCUGUGGUGACCGUGUGCCUGGUUCCAAACCUCAUCUUUGUCACCGUGUCCCUGAGGGAUAAUGACACUGUGUGCCAUGACACUACCAGCCAGGAUGCCUUUGAGGAGUAUGUCGACUACAGCUCUGUCGUCAUGGUUUUACUGUUUGUCAUCCCGUUCCUGAUCAUCAUGGUGUGUUACUGCCUGAUGGCACGGGCCUUAUGCCGUCCUAGACUGGGAUUAUCUGCCGCCCAGAAGGGGGCCUCCUCACGUCGGAAAUCCAUCAAACUGAUCAUUGUGGUGCUGGUUGUAUUUGCUCUCAGCUUUGUUCCAUUUCAUGUCACACGGACGGUCUACUACACUGCACGUGUGCUGGAUCUUCACUGUGAAAUCCUGAACAUUGUCAACUUUGCUUAUAAGAUCACUAGACCUCUGGCAAGCAUCAACAGCUGUAUCGACCCUAUUCUGUAUUUCCUGGCUGGGGAUCACUUCCGCACCAAGGUGUUGGCUGCUCUGGCAGUUAAAAAAUGGACACGAAACAGUCAAACACGUAAACACGUGCAAACUAAUCCAAUCGGCAAAGAUGACAUCGCUCUUAAUAAUAAGAACAAAGACCUUAAAACCUAUGAAGAGAUUGAUCAAUAGAGGAGAACAUUCUUAGAUGGACUCAGUUUUACCCUUUAGAUGAAUCCAAACCAUGUGUAAAGGUGUCAAACCAAACUGGUUUGUUUUUAACCUUUUUUUGUGUGUGUGUUUGUAAGUGUUCUCUAAAACUGACUUACAGCAUGUACUACCCCCCCCCCCCAAACCUAAUCUUUACACUUCCCAGCUGUAAGAACAUCUGUUAUUUGGCCUUGAUUUCUUGAGGCAAGUCUUUGUAGUGCACAUUUCAAAUUGUUUCACCAAACAGUCUUUUAUUUAAUUGAUCCUAGAGUAGUCUCUAUAAUACCAUAUAUAUAUUUAAAGUUCUAUAUAAAUGCAACAUAAAUUGAAAUCCAGAUUCAGGUAAACCAGCAGAGAGACAGGUGAAGAGAAUAACUGUGUUUAAAGUAUUGCUCUUUGUCUGACCACACAAGACAGUUACGAGAUAUUCCCCCUCAUAUGUUUUUUUUAAUGAACAAUGCAGCUAGUUCUUGAAUAUCGCCUGAUCACAGCUGUUUUUGUAUUUCAGCUUUCUCACAAGGCUGUUUAAGACAGAACAGUAACCACC
Molecule: messenger RNA, 2067 nt
Organism: Thalassophryne amazonica
Lineage: Eukaryota; Metazoa; Chordata; Actinopteri; Batrachoidiformes; Batrachoididae
Gene: p2ry4
Product: pyrimidinergic receptor P2Y4
Exons: 3
Coding region: 414-1502 (362 amino acids)
Biological process (GO): G protein-coupled receptor signaling pathway
Cellular component (GO): plasma membrane
Molecular function (GO): G protein-coupled UTP receptor activity
Source: RefSeq, a predicted model, not a curated record